Messenger RNA from Aspergillus heteromorphus CBS 117.55, 1452 nucleotides. RefSeq names its product aminoacyl-tRNA hydrolase. The record is from RefSeq and is a predicted model, not a curated record. The transcript is spliced from 5 exons. Bases 1 to 1452 code for a protein of 483 amino acids. Gene Ontology annotation, cellular component: cytosol; mitochondrion. Lineage: Eukaryota; Fungi; Ascomycota; Eurotiomycetes; Eurotiales; Aspergillaceae. Gene Ontology annotation, molecular function: peptidyl-tRNA hydrolase activity.
AUGCGCUUCAUCCAGGCCGUCGCCCUCCUCCCAGCUCUUGCUGUGGCUCAGGAGCAGGUUCCCCUUGGGGAUCGUGUUCAGGGUUGGUUCAACAAGGCCAAGUCUUACUUGCCCACUGCCACCCCCGUUGUCCCCGCCGUCCCCGUCGUCGAGAAGGUUGUCGAGAAGGCGGCCAAGAUCGAGAUCAAGACUGUCACCCCCGUCAACCUGACCAACUGGCAGACCAUCCUGGAGCCGGCGUCUGAGCCCCAGGACUGGCUGGUUUACGUCACGGGUGGAAACAAGACCUGCUUCGGUCGCUGUGCUCAGGCGGAUCAGGCGUUCAAUGAAUCUGUGCUGCUGUUCUCCGCCGAUUCCACCUCCCCCAACCUUGCCAAGUUGGAGUGUGAGACCAACCAGGUCCUCUGCUCUGCCUGGGCUGCCGGUGCCCCUUCGGUCUUCUACUUCCAGGUCCCCCAGGCCCAGCUUGGCGAGGAGCGCCCUGCUACCACUCUCCACGCUGUGCAGCUGAACUCGACCACUGUCACCCCUGAGACCAUCUACAAGGUGCACUCUGAGAAGGUUUACGAGAACGAGCCCGCUUACGAGGGUCCCCUCCACCCCACGGAUGGCUGGCUUGCUCAGAACGGACUCCUGCUCCCUCUCGGCUAUGUCAUCUACGGAUUCAGCUCGAUUCCCAGCUGGCUCUUUAUGAUCGGUAUCAGCUUCUUCAGCCGCACCUUCAUAAUUCCUGCUUUGAACCCAUCAAUCAACCGCCGCCCAUCGCAAAACCACCAAACUCAAACCCCCAACCCAACAACGACCAAGACACCCCCCCCCCCCAAAAUGGCCGAUAUAGACCGCUCAGCCCCUUCGACAACGGCCUACGUGGUCGCGACCGCCAUCCUCGCCGGAAUCACAGGCUACUUCAUCGGCCAAGGCAGCUCGCUGGGGCUCUUUUCCACGAAGGAAAAAGAAGGCUGGCCGAACAGCUACAAUGUGAAGGUGCACCGGGAUUCGUCGGACGAGGACUACGAGUCCUCGGAAGAGGAAGACGACGAGGAUAGCGAAGACGAAGGCGACGGCAGCGAACUCGCUAGCUUCGACCAAUCCGCUGAAGAAGUGAAGUUGGUUUUGGUCGUGAGGACGGAUCUGGGUAUGACCAAGGGCAAAAUCGCAGCCCAGUGUUCGCAUGCUACGUUGGCGUGCUAUAAGUACCUGGCCGCUCACACUACGGGAUCGUCGAUUCUGCGCCGCUGGGAAUCGCAAGGACAGGCCAAGAUUGCGUUGCAGGUGAAGUCGGAGGAGGAUAUGGAGGAGUUGCAGGCCAAGGCCAUUAGUCUUGGGCUUUGCGCCAGGGUCAUUACGGAUGCUGGACGGACGCAGAUUGCCAGUGGGAGCCGCACGGUGCUGGGUGUUUUGGGUCCCAAGAGUGUGGUGGAUGGCGUUACGGGGCAUUUGAAGCUGCUGUAA